Molecule: messenger RNA, 1264 nt
Organism: Dothidotthia symphoricarpi CBS 119687
Lineage: Eukaryota; Fungi; Ascomycota; Dothideomycetes; Pleosporales; Dothidotthiaceae
Product: Mn2+ homeostasis protein-like protein Per1
Exons: 4
Coding region: 197-1180 (327 amino acids)
Biological process (GO): GPI anchor biosynthetic process
Cellular component (GO): endoplasmic reticulum membrane
Molecular function (GO): hydrolase activity, acting on ester bonds
Source: RefSeq, a predicted model, not a curated record
UCUACCUAGCAACUACGCUUGUACAGCUUGGCUUUCCAUAUUGCCUUGGGACAUAUCUUCUUGUGUCUAUCUCAAUGCUCUGCUCAGACCACACCCCAGCACGCCCCGCCAAGGCUGGAAGUGUACAACCAACACGCGCCAUGCUCCCCAAACACACCACUCACAUGGCACCCACACCCCGACGACCUCAGACACAAUGAGGCUACGCGUCCCCUCAGCAUGGCAGAGCAUUGCCGUGCUCGUCCUACUAUCCGGUGUAGCACAAGCCUCGCUCGGUGACAGGCUGCCGGACUUCAAGGACUGCUUACAGGUCUGCACAACAGCCAAUUGCGGCACAAACCCAACUCCCAUCCCCCUCCACCGCCGCCUCCUCCUCUGGACCUGCCCCGCAGAAUGCGACUACACAUGCCAGCACAUCGUCACGGACAAGCGCCUCGCCCGCGACCCGCCGUACAUGCACCCGGUCUACCAAUUCCACGGCAAAUGGCCCUUCUACCGGUUCCUAGGCCUGCAGGAGCCCUUCAGCGUCAUCUUCUCGCUGCUGAAUUUCCUCGCGCACGACUGGGGCAUGGCGCGCGUGCGCGAGCGCAUCCCCGCGAGCUACCCGCUGCGCAAAUACUACAUCAUGUUUGGGUACGUGGGGCUGGCUAGCUGGACGUUCAGUAUGGUGUUCCAUGCGCGCGACUUUGGGGUUACGGAGAAGUUGGAUUACUUCGGGGCGGGGGCGAAUGUGCUGUAUGGCAUGUACUAUGCGCCGAUCCGCGUGUUUAAGCUGGCGGGCGGGGAUGCGAGGGCGCAGUCGCUGCGUAGGGCGUGGACGGGACUUUGCGCCACGCUGUAUGCGCUGCAUGUGCUGUACCUGUCGCUGUGGUCGUGGGACUACACGUACAAUAUGGCUGCGAAUGUCGUUGUCGGCGCGCUGACGAACAUCCUCUGGGCGGGGUUCAGUUACGUGCAGUACCAGCGGAUUGGGCGCGCGUGGGCUGUGUGGCCCGGUGUGUGCGUCGCCAUCAUUAUCUCGGCGAUGAGUCUGGAGUUGAUGGAUUUCCCGCCGUGGCAGGGUGCGAUUGAUGCGCAUAGCUUGUGGCAUUUGGGGACGGUGCUGCCGACUGUGCUGUGGUACAAUUUCCUCGUUAGAGACGCUCAGGAAGAUAUGGCAGGUACGCGCCUCAAACGAUAGUGCAGCGCUUCUUUGGUCCUGCUUACCAUAUGCGUGUCAGGAAAACUGCCGACGACUAAUUAUGGCACAGGGUCUCGGAAGGAG